UUCCUCUCACGCCCACUUCCAACCUAGGAGGCUUUUGGUUUCUGCUUUUGUUGUUUUAAAAAUUAAAAGUUAAACCCAGGAAGCUUUGGAUCAGACUUUUUGCGUUGCAGUUCGGCACGUGGAUUAAUUGAUGUACAUUGAGUUUAUGGAGCCACCUUUUUGUGACCUGCUCUUCCUUCAGUUUCUAAGAAGAAGAAGGAGCUCCUGAAUCCAAAAAGAUGCCUCGAACGAAACAGAUUCAUCCUAGAAAUCUAAGAGACAAAAUUGAAGAAGCACAAAAAGAACUUAAUGGGGCAGAAGUUUCAAAAAAAGAAAUUCUAGAAGCAGGUGUUAAAGGAUCUUCGGAAUCUCUGAAAGGUGUGAAACGGAAAAAGAUUGUUGCUGAGAAUCACCUGAAAAAGAUACCAAAAUCCCCCCUGAGGAAUCCUCUGCAGGCAAAACAUAAACAGAAUACCGAAGAUUCGUCUUUUGCAGUUCAGAGUGUGUCAGAAUCUCACAAGAAGUCGAAUUCUGUUCCUGUAAGAAAUGGGAAGCUGUUCACCAGACAGAAUGGAGAGGCGCCUGCCCUGACUGCUGAGGCCUCCAAACCCGGGGGCUCCGUCUCCCCCGAGAAGCCCUCGUUUCUGCAGCGCCCGGCGGAGCUGCGGAGAUGGAGAUCGGAAGGUGCGGACCCUGCCAAGCACAGUGUGCUGCCUGAGAACUGGGACUCGGGUUCUCUGUCCAGUAAAACCAGGACUGACAGCAGUGAAUGUAUCUCUCCUCACCGCACCACGCCCCCCGCGUACACCAACACCGCAUUUGAUGUCUUACUGAAAGCAAUGGAGCCAGAACUGAGCACCUUGUCACAAAAGGGCUCGUCUUGUGCAAUUAAGACAGAAAAACUGAGACCAAAUAAAACUGUACGAUCCCCAUCUAGAUUAAAAAACAGUUCAGCGAGUGCCCCAAAUCAGACUCCACCAGAACCCGUUGCCGAGCCGCAGCUUCCUCCCAGUACCUCAUACACAGUGCAUGUCUCUGCUCCUCAGAAGAACGAGCAAGCAGCAGUUCAGUCGGUUUCUCAUCUGGAUAAUCAGCGGGAACACUUUGUUUCCAAACCUAAUCAACACAGUCAGCAGCUCCCCGGGCACUCGGGUUUCGCAGGAGCACUGACGAAUCUGCAAAGUCAGGAGAACGGCAAACACGAACAGGUGUAUAACUCAGCAGUGACAUCAGCCACAGGUCUCACUUCUCCUUCCAGUAGAACUCAGGUCACUCCUCCAAACCAGCAAGUGGAUUCUGCUUCACCUUUGUCAAUAAGUGCAGCCAAUUCCACACAGUUGCCCCCUGCGCCACUUUAUAAUUCAACUCACGUUGCCUCUGUUGUUAAUCAAAGUGUAGAACAAAUGUACAAUCAUCUUCUGAAAGAUCAGAAGCCAAAAAAGCAAGGAAAAUAUAUUUGUGAGUAUUGCAAUAGAGCUUGUGCAAAGCCUAGUGUGCUUUUAAAGCAUAUCCGCUCCCACACAGGAGAGCGGCCCUAUCCCUGCGUGACUUGCGGAUUUUCAUUUAAGACUAAAAGCAAUCUGUAUAAGCACAAAAAAUCCCACGCACAUACUAUCAAACUGGGCCUCGUCUUGCAACCAGAUGCUGGUGGUUUGUUCUUGUCCCAGGAGUCCCCCAAAGCACUUAGUAUCCAUUCAGAUGCAGAAGACAGUGCAGAGAGUGAGGAAGAGGCUGCUGCUGAAGGAAGACAGAAUGAGCGGGGGGCCAUGGACUUGCAGCCUGUGCAGAUAAUGAAGAGGUCGUUAAAUCCUGAAGCCUUUCCAAAAUCAAGUUCCAUUCUAAGCAAUCCAGAUCAGGUGGCAGGUGACUUUUCACUACAGGACCCAUCUUCAGAAUCACAAGCUGUGACAGACUUACCAAAAGUUGUGGUCCACCCUAUCAGCGUGUCCCCAUCCAGAACCGACAGCUCGCAGGUUGUCAGUGCCAAGCCCGAGCUUCCUAGUGCACACAGACAGAAGGACCUUCAGGUAACAAAGGCACUGUCACAGUCUGCCACUGUGACCUCCCUAGAGACUGAGGAGAAGUCCCGUCAGAAAGGGGACACAGGUCAGCCGGAAGGGAAACAGGACUCCCAUGGUGGAGGAGCGGCCCACGCCCAGCUGCAGAGGCAGCAGGCCACCGAUCACUCCCAAGAGCAGCAAGGAAAGCUGCUGCUAAGCCCUCGCAGUUUAGGAAGCACAGAUUCCGGCUACUUCUCACGAUCUGAAAGUGCGGAUCAAACAGUGAGCCCACCCACUCCCUUUGCCAGAACCUUCCCCACCACCGAGCAAGACUCUGCUAAGAGCAAUGAGCCCUCUGCACCAAGACUCAAUACACCAGCACCCUCCGCGCUGUCGACAGGGGAAAAGCCACCCCUCGUACCUGGUCAGAUGCGCCCGCCCUUGGCCACCAAGACCCUGGAGGAACGGAUAUCAAAGCUCAUCUCAGACAAUGAAGCCUUGGUGGACGAUAAGCAGCUGGACAGCGUGAAGCCACGGAGAACCUCUCUCUCCAGACGAGGGAGCAUCGAUUCCCCCAAAUCAUACAUAUUUAAAGAUUCUUUCCAGUUUGACCUGAAGCCAAUGGGACGGCGAACCAGCUCCAGCUCUGAUAUACCCAAGUCCCCGUUCACCCCGACCGAGAAGUCCAAACAAGUGUUCCUCCUGUCCGUUCCUUCCCUCGACUGCUUGCCUAUCACAAGAAGCAACUCCAUGCCGACCACAGGCUACUCGGCCGUCCCUCCGAAUGUGAUCCCUCCCCCGCACCCACUGAGAGGAAGCCAGUCAUUUGAUGACAAAAUUGGCACUUUCUACGACGACGUCUUCGUCCCGGGACCUAACUCUUCUGUGCCACCAAGUGGACAUCCUCGCACUCUCGUCAGGCAGGUAGCAGUGGAAGACUCUUCAGCCACUGAAAACCACGUUCUCGGCCCCAGCCAGUCCUUGGAUGAGGGCCACCAGGGAGGCCACGCCACCACGGAACCUGUGUCGGCCCGCGGCAAGACCUCGGCACCGGGCUCCCAUCUGGAGAAAAAGAAGUCUCAUCAGGGCCGAGGGACCAUGUUUGAGUGUGAAACCUGUAGAAACAGGUACAGGAAGCUGGAAAAUUUCGAAAACCAUAAGAAAUUCUACUGUUCAGAGUUACAUGGGCCCAAAACAAAGGUCCCUGUGCGGGAGCCCGAGCACAGCCCCCUGGGGAGCAGCGCGCAGCCGCAGGUUCUCCACUACAGGGUUGCAGGCUCCUCGGGCGUCUGGGAACAGACGCCGCAGAUAAGGAAAAGGAGGAAAAUGAAAAGUGUUGGAGACGACGAGGAGCUUCCACAGAACGAAAGCGGAACUUCCCCCCAAAGCUCCGAAGCCCUACAGUUUCAGAACGCCCUGGGCCCCGUCCCCAGCCUGUCUAAACCCUCUGUCGCCGGAUCAGGGGACCAGCAGCACCGACACGUGCAGCUGCAGAACUCCCAGGUGCAGCUCGUCACCAGAGGCCCUGAGCAGACUGUGGACCCAAAGCAACAGAUAAGUUUGGCUGCCCAGGACCGGGUGGAGGUGAAGAGACAAGGGGCCGGCAUCUCCGUCAUCCAGCACACCAACUCCCUGAGCAGACCCAGUUCCUUUGACAAAGUUGAGCCCUUCGAAGGAGCUUCCACAGUUUCUUUCCAGGAGCUGAGCAGAACUGGGAAGCCUGGGUCUCUGAAAGUAGUAGGGAUCUCCCCAGAGGACACGUCACAUCCUCACCAGCCUACGCUGUCAGAAGCUGUCAGAGGAGAGCCAUGGGAAAGUUCCAGAAAGAUGACAGGCGAGCGGCAUGUGCUGGGACAGCCCUCGAGACUUGUCCGACAGCACAAUAUCCAGGUGCCAGAAAUUCUGGUCACGGAAGAGCCAGAUCGAGACCUGGAAGCCCAAAGUCACGAUCAAGAAAAAUCUGAGAAGUUCAGCUGGCCUCAGCGUAGUGAGACCUUGUCAAAGCUGCCAACAGAGAAACUGCCACCCAAAAAGAAGAGGCUCCGUCUGGCCGAGAUCGAGCAUUCCUCUACUGAAUCGAGUUUCGACUCCACUCUCUCCCGGAGCCUAAGCAGGGAGAGCAGUUUAUCCCAUGCUUCAAGUUUCUCAGCCUCCUUAGAUAUAGAGGACAUCUCUAAGACAGAGGCUUCACCAAAAAUUGAUUUUCCAAAUAAAGCAGAGUUUCUUUUGAUUCCACCUGGCUCGAAUACGCUGAAUGUUCCCGGAAGCCACCGGGAAAUGAGGCGGGCUGCAUCUGAACAGAUCAGCUGCAUGCAGACAUCCCUGGAGGUCCCCAGCUUCAGAAGUAAGUCAUUCGACUGUGGCAGCAUCACACCAACCCAGAUGACACCGCUUGCUGAGUCACAGCCUUCGACCCCCACCUCUGGCACUGGGGUCACCGGACACGUGCCUCUCUUAGAAAGAAGGAGAGGCCCGCUGAUCCGGCAGAUAUCUUUAAACAUAGCUCCAGAGAGUCUUGUGCCUCCAGUGAACCCACCAUCUUUCCAAAAUACUGCUCUGCCCAGCGUGAGUGCAGGGCCAUUUCAGGGUCCUCCGCUCCCUAAUACACCUUUGGGUGAGUUUUCAACAAACACUUUGCACUCCCAGACGCAAGCUAAGGAUCUGCGGACAGAAGCGCCAAGCUCCAGCUCUGCUAACAUCUUUCCUGUCCAACAGCUUUUUGGUGUCAACUUAUUGAACCAAACCCAUACACCCCUUGGCCAGCAGAACGCACAGCUGCCUCUGCCGGGGUCUGAGCAGGGUGACACACCAGGUGCACAAUCCACUCGAUGUGUGUCUUCUCAAAGCAAGGAUUGCUUUGCUCCCAAGUACCAGUUGCAGUGCCAGGUUUUCACCUCAAGCCAGUCUUGCUCCUCUAAUCCCGCACAUCCUUCACCGAAUCAAGUUCUUUCAGAUCCAGACAGAGCAGAUAGUUGUGCAACUUCAGUGGCAUUGCCAAUCAAAUUAGUGGAUCCCCUGUGUGAUUCAUGUCCUCUGCCACUGCCGGAGCUCGGGCCACCGGGCAGGCAGGUGCACAACGUGCCAUCCUCAUUCAUGCUGCCCGUGCAUCUGCAGAGUAAUGUUCCCACGUACUGUUUUGCCACUGUGAUAUCUCUGCCACAGAUCCUAGUGACCCAAGAUCUGUGCAGCACGCCAGUUUGCCAGGCUAAUCAAACGAUAGUGCCAAUCAGUGAAGAACAGAAUUCUGUGCCACAGUCACAGAAAGCUCACCAGAAUGCUUUGCCAAAUCCAGAGAAAGAGCUUGUUUGCAAAAAUAUUUUUUCAGAGUUCAGCCAAAAUUCUCACUCUGAAUCCUUGCCGGUCACUCAGAAAAUGUCUGUUGGUAGACUUUCCCCCCAACAAGAAUCUUCAGCUUCUAGUAAAAGGAUGCUCUCCCCAGCAAAUAGUUUAGACAUCGCCAUGGAAAAGCACCAAAAACGGGCUAAAGAUGAAAAUGGAGUUGCUUGUGCCACAGAUGUUAGGUCCAUAGAGCCAUUAAGUUCAAGAGCAAAUGAGGUUAAUAAGCAGAAAAAACCAGUUUUGGUGAGGCAGGUUUGCACUACAGAGCCCCUUGAAGGUGGGAUAUUGGAACAGGAAGCUUUUUCUAAGCCUGAAACUGGUAGUGAGGCUGUUAAUUUGCCAGAUGUUUUACCAGCUGAUCAUUUGUCAUCAGGACAGUCUAAGUUGGUAGUCACAGAACCUAUCAGUGAAUUACAAGAAUUUGAAAACAUCAAGCCAUCUGCAUCAUUAACUCUCACAGUCCAGAAGUCACCUGUCACUUCAGAAAACAACCUCGUUUCCCCUCUGAAAUCUGCAAACAGUAACCAGGAAGGGGAGUCUCCAGGGGCGAAGAGCCAAGGGAACAAAGCCAGUGCACAAGGGCAGGGUCAGCCGCCAGCCACCACCCUUCCACUGUUGGGCCCUGCGGAUGCACAGCAGCCCUCUUUCCCCAGCCUCAAGACUGCCACCAGCUUCACAUGGUGUUACCUGUUAAGACAGAAGUCACUGCCUUUGCCACAGAGUGACCAGAAAACGUCAGCCUACACCGAGUGGACAGUAAGCAACGGUGACCCAAAUCCACUUGGUUUGCCUACGAAAGUUGCGCUUUCUCUCCUUAACUCAAAGCAGAAGACUGGAAAAUCACUGUAUUGCCAAGCAAUAACCACCCAUUCCAAAUCAGAUUUGUUGGUCUAUUCAAGCAAGUGGAAAAGCAACCUAAGCAAGAGAGCAUUAGGUAAUCAAAAGUCCACAGUAGUUGAAUUCAGCAAUAAAGAUGCCUCUGAAAUUAACAGUGAGCAAGAUAAAGAAAAUUCCUUAAUCAAAAGUGAACCAAGAAGAAUUAAAAUAUUUGAUGGAGGGUACAAAUCAAAUGAAGAGUAUGUGUAUGUCCGGGGCAGGGGAAGAGGAAAGUACAUUUGUGAAGAAUGUGGAAUUCGUUGUAAGAAACCUAGUAUGUUAAAGAAACACAUACGAACCCACACCGACGUCCGCCCCUACCACUGCUCUUACUGUAACUUCUCCUUUAAGACAAAAGGAAAUCUGACAAAGCACAUGAAGUCCAAGGCUCACAGCAAGAAAUGUGUGGAUUUAGGCGUCUCAGUAGGUUUAAUAGAUGAACAAGAUACAGAAGAAUCAGAUGAGAAGCAGAGAUUCAGCUACGAGAGGUCUGGCUGUGACCUUGAGGACUCUGACGGCCCUGAGGAAGAUGACAACGAAAAUGAAGAGGACGAUGAAGACAGCCAGGCCGAGUCGGGCCUGUCCGCGGCUCCCUCUGUCACCGCCAGCCCGCAGCAUCUUCCCGCUAGAAGUGGCCUGCAGGACUCCGCAAGCGCUGACGAGGACGUCAGGACGCCCGAGUGCUGCCCCGGGGCACAUGCAGACCCAAUGGAUGUGCUGCCUAGAGCGCUGCUCACCAAGAUGACCGUGCUGAGCGCCAUGCAGUCCGACCGCAGCCAGAGGACACACUCUCCAGCCAAGCCCGCGCAGCAGGCCGCCAAGCAUGAAGGCCAGACAGGUCCUCCCGUCGAGCCUUCCAGGUCAGCUGAGGCUGCAGCCAGGUCCCCCUGCCGUCAGAUGUCUGUGGACUACCCUGAAUCAGAAGCCCUGCAAAACUCUCUGACAGGAAGGACUGUCGCAGUGACACAGGACACGUCAUCUGCCAGACUCCCUUCUGCUGCAGUGGAGCUCAGUGCUCAGCCUGCACCAGGGGCUCCUCCCGUGGCUGCUCACGAACAAAAGUCACCACCACAAGUCGCCCUCCCCGUGCCGCCAGGCCUGCCUUCCGCCCACACGCACUUGUUUAGCCACCUCCCCCUGCAUUCCCAGCAGCCGUCCAGGACACCCUACAACGUGGUGCCGGUGGGGGGCAUCCACGUGGUGCCCGCCGGCCUCACUUACUCCACGUUUGUGCCCAUUCAGGCUGGGCCAGUGCAGCUCACAAUUCCUGCUGUCAGUGUCAUUCACAGAACCGUGGGCACCCCUGGGGACACGGGCACAGAAGUUCCCAGCACUACAAAUCCCGCGGGGGUGGCGGAGCUGAGCGGCGUCGUGCCGUGCAUUCCCAUCGGCCAGAUCCGCGUGCCCGGCCUGCAGAACCUGAGCGCCCCGGGCCUGCCGUCCCUCACGUCGCUGAGCAUGGAGACCGUGAACAUCGUGGGCCUGGCCAACGCCAGCAUCGCCCCGCAGGCGCACCCGCCGGGGCUGGCGCUCAACGCCGUGGGCCUACAGGUCCUGGCCGGGACGCCCUCGUCGCAGAGCAGCCCCGCCCCGCAGGCGCACCUCCCCGGCCUCCAGAUCCUCAACAUCGCCCUGCCCACGCUCAUUCCCUCCGUCGGCCAGGUGGCCCCCGACGGCCCGGCCUCCCAGAGCAAAGCGUGUGAGCCGCUAGCCAAGCAGACUUCGGCGGCCAGCGCUCAGCAGGUCAGCAGGACCGAGUCUCCUCAGGGGUCACCUCAAGUCCAGCCGGAAAAUGAAAAAAACAGGCCGGGUCCACCCGCCCCCGCAGGUGACCGCGCGAGGCUCGAUGGCUCAGGUGCCCUGGACCCCGAGAAGGCCGCCUCAGCGAGUCAGGGCAGACCCAGGCCUGAGCCGAGCCGCGGGCAGGGCCAGGCGGCCACCGCAGAGCCCCUGCGGAGGGUGCGGGCGGAAGCCGUGGGCAAGCCGGCCGGCCCGCAGAUGGACAGACCCACGGACAGACCGGCGUCCAGGCCCGCAGCUCCGCCCCAAAGGCAGCCCCCCGUGCAGUUCAGCGACGGGAGCAGCGACGAGGACGAGGACAGGCUUGUGAUAGCAACCUAGUGGUUUAGUUUUUAUUAUUUUUUUAAAUAACACUUAAAGGUUUCUUUGAAAACCCUCUUUUCCUUAAAGCACAUUUUUCUGACAUAAACUCAUGACUAAUCUUUGUGCAAUCAUGAACUUUUGACCAAUAAUUGUUGUUUUGUGUCAGCUCCAGCCAUUUUUGUACAUGUUGUAUAGACAAUUGUGCCUUUUAGAAGUUUUAUGUUUAGAAACUGUAGAGAUUGUUGAAUCUCUCUCUCUAUAAAAAUAUGUUAUAUAUGUAUAUGAAAAAACCAGGUAGUUAUUUGUGUUUAGUAAGAAGAACCCAUCAAAUAAAUCAGAUGAUUAAAUUAUAUGUUUGCACUGUUGAAUAUAAAUUUUUAUGGCCGUGGGGCAGUUUCUGUGUGUAAAUUAGUAUGUGAACUCCAUAUUUAUUGUAUUCAUAAUAGUCUUUGAAAAUGGAUCUGUCCUCCUCCUUGUGUACGACAAUAACUUUACACUUCAGACAGGUUUUCUGUGUUAUGAACUGUUUCAGUAAAACAUUGUUUACUGACUUUA
Molecule: messenger RNA, 8852 nt
Organism: Marmota flaviventris (yellow-bellied marmot)
Lineage: Eukaryota; Metazoa; Chordata; Mammalia; Rodentia; Sciuridae
Gene: Hivep1
Product: HIVEP zinc finger 1
Biological process (GO): regulation of transcription by RNA polymerase II
Cellular component (GO): nucleus
Molecular function (GO): RNA polymerase II cis-regulatory region sequence-specific DNA binding; zinc ion binding; DNA-binding transcription factor activity, RNA polymerase II-specific
Source: RefSeq, a predicted model, not a curated record